ACAUGCUAUAUUGGUGUUGUGCAACCUUACGCCUAUUUGGCGGAGGUGAUUAUCGAAUUAUCUCCCUUGUUAUAUGAAGAAAACAACUUGAAGAUCAGCCAGUGUUAUCAGAUCUACUAUCAAACAGUGAGCAUGUAUAGGAGCAAAAAACGUAGAAGGACUGCAGGGGGUGCCAGGCAGCCAACGGUCAGUCAACCUGAGGAGGCCACAACAGUGGAGCAACCGUUGGUGUCAGCUGGGAAUGCAAGGCCAGAGUCUGUCCAACCGGAGCCUAAUACAGAUGACAGUCAACAGACAAGUACUAUGGGUAUGACAAUACCAACACCUAUAGCAAGUGUCAAUGAUAACUUAGGAUUGCAUGUAGCAACUAAUGUUAAGCAAAAAAUUAUCAAUGGGGAAUAUAUUGAGCUUGCUCUCUUGUUGUCAAACUCCAUGGGGGUAUCUGAAAAUACUCAUAAAAUUUCCUUGAUUGAUGGGGAGUUGGUAGUGAAGCCCAAAACACAAACCCCAAAAAUAUUGGAUAUUAGUAAAUGGACUUAUGCAUUUAUAAUAUAUAUAAGUAUCUACACAUCUGUUCAUUCUGAACAACUGCAUGGGCUAUUGAAAUAUAUGCAGAUUGUUCGCCUUGGGGCACAAAGAUGCGGUGGUACUGACUGGUUAAAGUAUGACGAGCAGUACCGGCUUAGAAAGUCCCAUAAACCACACGAACCAUGGGGCAUUGUUGACAAUGAACUGUAUUUGAUAUAUAUGCAGCCACAAAAGCAGGCGUUGCCACAGACACAGAAUCAGAACUCACCAAAAUGCUUUGAUUUCAAUUACAAGGGCAGUUGUGCUCGGUCACAUUGUACUUACUCUCAUAAAUGCAUGAGAUGUAAUAGAGGGCAUGCCAGUCUCAAUUGCUUUAAGACAAACGUUAGCAAUGCCAAUUCCUUUCGGUCAAAACCAAACUCAUACACUCAGUCUAACCCAAAACAAAACAAGCAAGGGGGAUAUAGACAAGGGACACAAACAGGUAUGGACACUGGGAAAAACCCCAAUAAAAAUUCCAGCUCUUAAGCACUGGGUCACUAAAUAUCCAAACGUGUCUGUAGGGAAGCUUCUUCUCCAAGGAUUUAAAAGUGGUUUUAGACUUCAUUAUUUUGGCUCAAGAAUCCCAAGGGAAUCAAAAAAUUUAAAGUCAGCAUCAACCUUCCCAGUUCAGACAUUAAACAAAAUUAUGCAGGAAAUAGAAUUAGGGAGGGUGGCAGGCCCCUUUGAUAGCAAACCCAUGGCACAGUGGAAUAGUUCCCCCAUAGGAAUAGUUCCCAAAAAGGAUGGGAAGUGGCGCUUAAUAACACAUCUUUCAUGGCCAUUAGGGGAUAGCAUAAAUAGCAAUAUUGACCCUGAUAUGGUUUCAGUCCAAUACUCGUCAUUCGAUAAAGUUGUUCAGAUGAUAGCCGAGUUAGGCAAAGGUGCAUUACUGGGGAAGAUGGAUAUCAAGUCUGCCUUUCGCCUCCUUCCUAUACAUCCAGCUGAUUUUCCAUUGUUAGGUUUUAAAUUUCAAGACAAAUAUUUUGUAGACAAUUGUUUACCUAUGGGUUGCUCAGUGUCGUGUAGUUUAUUUGAGAAGUUUUCGUCUUUCAUUGAGUGGAUUGUCAGAGAGAAGUCUGGGGAACAAAGUUUAGAUCAUUAUUUAGAUGACUUCAUAUUUGCUGGGAAGGACAAAAAGGACACAUGUGCUAGGCUUAUGUCUGUUUUUCAAGAAACAUGUCAAGAGAUCGGAAUACCCAUUGCUGAGGAGAAGUCUGAGGGUCCAACUACAACUUUGAUAUUCUUAGGUCUUGAAAUUGACACAGUGGAAAUGACUAUUAGGGUCCCACAGGAAAAAGUUCAGGUGUUAAGGACAGAAAUUUUGAAAGUUUUAGGUGGGGGGAAAAAGGUAAAAAUACAGGAACUACAGUCUUUAGCAGGGAGAAUGUCAUUUUGUGCUAAUGCUAUACCAAUAGCUAGAGCCUUUAUCCGCCGCCUUUUUGAUGUUAUGUCAGGCAUACAAAAGCCCUACUACAGAGUUAGAAUAUCUCAAGAAAUUAGAGCUGAUCUAGAGAUGUGGUUACAAUUCUUAAGUCAAUUCAAUGGCAAAUGUUAUUUUUUGGAAAGGUCUUGGAGUAGUAAUGUGGAUUUAGGCCUAUAUACUGACAGCGCAGGAAACUGGGAGUUGGGUUGUGGUGCCUGUUGGGGCAGCAAUUGGAUUGUUUUCAAAUGGCCAAGGGAAUGGAAACAGAAGGCUAUCAUGAGAGACAUAACCUUUUUAGAAUUAGUACCUAUUGUAUUAGCAGUUGAAUCUUGGUCAUCAGAGUUCAGGUCGAGGAAAAUUAAUUUUCACAUAGACAAUGAUAGUUUAGUUACAAUCAUGAACAAGAAAACAUCUAAGUCACCCAGAGUUAUGUCCUUGUUAAGGCCACUGCUAGUUCACUGCAUGUAUAAUAGCAUACAAUUUAGGGCCACACAUGUACCUGGGGUGCAUAACUCGGCCGCUGACGCAUUGUCUCGUUUUCAGUUCACAAGUUUUCGAGAAUUGCGGCCUUGGGCAAACCACGAGCCAGCAAAGAUACCAGAAGGGUUCCUUUCAACACUCUUGACAGUGAGGUCAACCGAUUAAUUGCAUUAUCUGUUUCAAAAAAUACAAACGGGUCCUAUGCGGUGGCUCUGAGAAGUUUCCAAAAGUUUCAGGAGGAAUAUUCUUUAAACAUAUCCUGGCCCCCUCCCACACAACAAGUUAUGCAUUAUAUUGCUUUCAUGUCUCAAAAAGGUUACUCUUACUCCACAGUCAAAACUUAUCUUUCUGGUUUGAGUUUUAAAUGCAAGUUAGAAGGGCAUAGGGAUCCUAUGCAACAGUUUAUUAUCAACAAACUAGUAGAGGGAGUUAGGAGAAGUAGUGUUGGCGUUAGAGAUGCCAGAUUGCCUAUUACUGUUGAUCUGUUAGCAAGCAUUAUAUCGGUCUUGCCAAAAAUAUGCAGUUCCCAAUAUGAGGCUGCUUUGUUCAGUUGUGCCUAUUCAUUGGCAUUCUAUGGAUUUUUUCGGGUAGGAGAAAUUACUGUCAGUAGUAGGGACAUGGCUUACAGGGUAGUAACAGUUGCACAGGUAUCACUUCAGGGAAGUGCUGCUAAAGUACAUCUAUCUUCUUCAAAAACUGAUCAGUAUGGUGAAGGAACUUCUAUCAUUCUUCCAAGUAAUGGUAGCCAUUACUGUCCCGUCAGUAACCUUCGCAGGUAUCUGGCAAUUAGGCCGCAAGGGUCUGGUCCUUUACUCUGUCAUUUUGGGGGUGGAGCGUUGACAAGGUACCAGUUUUCUAGUGUCCUCACUAAAGCAUGCACUAGCUUGGGCCACAACAGUAGUUUUUACAAAUCCCAUUCAUUCAGAAUUGGGGCAACUACAUCGGCCUCCUUGUGUGGUAUGUCUACUGAAUGUAUUAUGGAAUGUGGUAGGUGGAAAUCCAGUGUUUACAAAAGAUACAUCAGAAUUCCAACCCAAAGAAUAAUUGUAAAGUAUUAAUACGCGUAUUAAGAUUUGUAGGUACCUCAGGGAAGGUCUGGAUUCUCGGGUCAUCAAUCAUUAAACACGCCUUUGUUCACAGUCGGGUUUGCCCAGGAGGGGUACAUCUUGGGCUGUGUCGCAUUGGAUUAACACUGUGGUGGCAGUUUAAAGGAGGUAUGGUCAUUUCAGACAUAAAAAGGAAAAUUCGUCACUUGAGGAAAUUUGAAACUGAUCAACCAGCAAUGCUGGUCAUACACUGUGGGGGUAAUGACAUAGGUAACACUGGGGUCGGGCACAUUAGAAUAAGAUUAAAGAAUAUCAUGGAUUUCCUGAUAUCCGAGUUUCCAGGGACAUUAUUGGUAUGGUCACAAAUACUACCCCGAAAGAAUUGGAGGGGGGCCACAAGUCCUUGCGCACUUGAAAAAGUCAGAAAGCGAUUGAACAGUGCAAUUUCUGGUCAUGUUUUAAAACAUGGUGGAGCUGUUGUACAUUAUCCAGACUUGAAGUUAGAGGACCAAUUUUUUCUGGAAGAUGGGGUACACCUGUCACCUCUGGGUAAUGACAUAUUUCUUAACACCCUACAAGGUGCUUUAGAAAGUUUUAAAACAACAAGCAACAGGUUCUUCCCCAUCAAGGACUAGUUCACACUUACAAGCAGCAUAGAACAAUUAUGACAUGUUAGGAGUUUGGUCACAGCCUUGUACCAGGAAAUGUGUCGCCUUCUCUUUUGUUUUCGUUUGGCUGUGAACGAGUUUCAUGUGGAUAACUCGUUCAUAUGGCAGAUUUCGCGGUACAAGCUUUUAUUGGUGAUUAUUGAGUUAUUGAUUGAUAUUGAUUGAUGUAUAUUGCGCAUAUGGAUGCGAAUCAGUUGAUAUCUGUUUCCCAGUAUCUACUGAUCAUUGUCAUCUGAUUGAUUUGUAGUCAGCUGAAAUCUGUUUCCCAGGAUCAGCGGAUUAAUUGAUUUGAAUUGUUGUUUAAUUGGUUGAAAUCUGUUUCCCAGGAUCAGCUGAUUAAUUGAUUUGAAUUGUUGUUUAAUUGGUUGAGAACUGUUUCCCAGAAUCAAUCAAUUAAUUUGUUUGAUUGAAAUUGAAAUUUAUUGAUGGCGUGCCAUUAUGGUCUAUUGACAGACCGGCCGCCAUAUCGUUGCAAUAAAGCUGUGACCAUAAAUCCAAAUUUAAAUUGUUUGUGAUAUGUGCAUCUAUUGAUAAUAGCACUUAUGGCAGUAUACCAUAUAGUGCCGUUAUCAGAGGGCACAUGCUAUAUUGGUGUUGUGCAACCUUAUGCCUAUUUGGCGGAGGUGAUUAUCGAAUUAUCUCCCUUGUUAUAUGAAGAAAACAACUUGAAGAUCAGCCAGUGUUAUCAGGCUAAGUUUAUCAAAAUUUACUUACUUAAAUACUUUAUUUCUUCACCCUCCCAUAAUCCCUCCCUUUAGGAUAGGAUCUGUUCUGCUGCUGUUUUUUCUUUUUGUUACAGCUGUGGUGUGAGAAGGCAGGAUAGUCACAGCUCCUGACCCCUUUUCAACAACUGAUUCACAGCUCGAAUUGGAAACUAUACCUUAGUGACCAGCAUUAUGACCAACUUCAAAUGACAGAUUCUUUGUUACAAACUUUCAAAAGUCAAUUGGACUUGUUCAGAUUUCAGAUUUCGCGGUACAAGCUUUUAUUGGUGAUUAUUGAGUUAUUGAUUGAUAUUGAUUGAUGUAUAUUGCGCAUAUGGAUGCGAAUCAGUUGAUAUCUGUUUCCCAGUAUCUACUGAUCAUUGUCAUCUGAUUGAUUUGUAGUCAGCUGAAAUCUGUUUCCCAGGAUCAGCGGAUUAAUUGAUUUGAAUUGUUGUUUAAUUGGUUGAAAUCUGUUUCCCAGGAUCAGCUGAUUAAUUGAUUUGAAUUGUUGUUUAAUUGGUUGAGAACUGUUUCCCAGAAUCAAUCAAUUAAUUUGUUUGAUUGAAAUUGAAAUUUAUUGAUGGCGUGCCAUUAUGGUCUAUUGACAGACCGGCCGCCAUAUCGUUGCAAUAAAGCUGUGACCAUAAAUCCAAA
Molecule: messenger RNA, 5545 nt
Organism: Pecten maximus
Lineage: Eukaryota; Metazoa; Mollusca; Bivalvia; Pectinida; Pectinidae
Exons: 2
Coding region: 133-1056 (307 amino acids)
Molecular function (GO): metal ion binding
Source: RefSeq, a predicted model, not a curated record